CUAUAUUACUUCUUUUUAAAUGUUCAAAAUUUACUUUAUUAGUUAUUUUAUAGUAUGUCCUUAAUGAAUUCAUUCAUAUCAGACCAAGGGGAAUGAAACCCAUCACUGAGAAGGCUCUCUAAUGAGCCAUACAGAGCCGAAAUAACUACAUAUGCAUUUCACAAAUGGACCAUUAAUUGGAAAAAGAACCAAAGUGUGAAGAUAUAAUCCUAUAGGAUGGAACUUAAAUGGUAAUAUAUUUUAAGGCUUUAGAACUUUAGAUCCACUUGUGUGGAGGAAAAGGUGAAUGUGAGACAAAGUUUGCUUUUCUGUCUAUCUGAGGUGAAGCUUUUCAUUAAACCAUUGUGGUUAGUCUGACUUUGAGAAAGAAAUGAUUUUGAGAAUUUUGCUAAUUUAACAAGAACUCCUGCCUUGACCUAAUAUGUUUUCUUUUUCUGGUUAUUUAAGUACCACGUCCUGUCACCCUUGUGGCUUACUCGGGGGUUACUAGUGCUGCCAGGCUACUUAAGGUGUAACCUACUGACCUUAAGAGAAACAAGGACAUUUUGAUACUGCUGUGCCCACAGAACAAACCUCGUGAGGUUUCCCAUGGAUGCCCAGAUAAUUUAUCCUCCACAGGCCCAAGGGGCAGGGCAAAGCUGGAAGGGGGCAUGAAAUCAGGCCAUGCUGGCACCGGCCCCCAGCGGCUUCCACUGGCUCUGGAAGGAAUAGCCUGGCCUGGGUGAGCAACCACCUCUUCUCAGCCAGUGAACCCUUUCAUAUGUCCACGCUGACAUCCCAGGUGCUUCCACACCCACUGGUGCUUUUGUCUCCAGUCCCCAGUGGGUUUGCCGCUUGCUGUGCUCAAGAAAGCCCUCAACAAACAGAUGACCCACCGGAGGGGGGCCCACACUGGUCCCCUUUUGUAACACAUUUCAGACAAACACGAUCUCUCCCUGCUUUGUGAAAACAAAACAAAAACCAAAAAUGAAAUUAAAAAAACCCACAAAACCUAGAUGCGUAUGUGAGUGAAAAGGGGAGCUAUUAAUAUUUAUAGUUGGAGCACAGGCAUAAACCUAGUCUGUCCUGGACACUGGGAUAUAUGGUUGUAUUAGGGUUCUCCAGGGCUCUUUAUUUUAUAUCUGCAUAUGUAUAGUAUGUAGUAUAUACAAGGAGAUUUCUGAUAAGAAAUUGGCUCAUGAGAUUAUAGAAGCUAGCAAAUCCAAAAUCUGUAAAGCCCAUUCCAGUCCAAAGGCUGGAAGCCUCCAUAAAACCAGGAAGAGUGGCUUUCAUAAAGAUGGUGCGGAAAGCAAAGAAGGAAGCCCCUGCCCCUCCCAAAGCUGAAGCCAAAGCAAAGGCCUUGAAGGCCAAGAAAGCAGUCCUGGAAGGCAUCCACAGUCACACAAAAAAAGAUCUUCCUGUCACCUACAUUCCUUCAGAGACACUGUAUCUAAGAAGGCAUCCCAGAUAUUCGGGACGUGCCCCCAGGAGAAAUAAGCUUGACCACUAUGGCAUCAUCAAAUUCCCCCUGACUACUGAGUCAGCCGUGAAGAAAAUAGAAGACAACAACACUCUUGUGUUCAUUGUGGAUGUCAAGGACAACAAGCACCAGAUCAAACAGGCCGUGAAGAAGCUCUAUGACAUUGACAUGGCCAAGGUCAACACUCUGAUCAAGCCCCAUGGAGGAAAGAAGGCAUAUGUUUGACUGGCUCCUGACUGUGAUGCUUUGGAUGUUGCCAACAAAAUUGGGAUCAUCUAAACUGUGUCCAGCUGGCUAAAUCUAAAUAUAAAUUUUUUCA
This is a messenger RNA of Leopardus geoffroyi (Geoffroy's cat), 1778 nucleotides long. Its product is annotated as 60S ribosomal protein L23a-like. Gene Ontology annotation, molecular function: structural constituent of ribosome. Bases 1277 to 1684 code for a protein of 135 amino acids. The record is from RefSeq and is a predicted model, not a curated record. The transcript has a single exon. Lineage: Eukaryota; Metazoa; Chordata; Mammalia; Carnivora; Felidae. Gene Ontology annotation, biological process: ribosomal large subunit assembly; translation. Gene Ontology annotation, cellular component: cytosolic large ribosomal subunit; ribosome.